CUUGUCAAAGGAUUAUCUGGGAAACAGAUCCUAUCGCUGGGACAAGACCCUGGUGUACCAAAAUCUAACAAGCAGGAGAUGUUGCUGUCUCAGAAGUAUCUGCAGGUGGUGGCUUUCCUAGGAAUUGUCUGCUUUUCUUGUAUUAUUGCAUCUGAGAACCAGGAAAGUGAGAGAUCAGUUGCCGAAGCUCAACUAAUGCAUGACAAAGGAAAGACAAUAGAAGAAAUAAAUAGACAAAGAUGGUUACACGGCUUACUGGGGUCUAUACAUAAUCCAGGCCGCAGAGAAGUAUCUUCAUUAAGGAACUUCCACAGAGAUGUACUUGGAAUUAAAGAAGAUCACCAGCGAAUCAAUAUUCUGAAAAACAUCAGGAAUCUGCAAUACAGAGAUGCAGUUAUAGCACACAGUAAAACGAUGUUUGAAUGAGCAUUUUGAAAUGAUCAUGUCAGUUCAGCUACCACAUAUAGAUUAAUUGUAUCAUUUAUAUGGUCUCUUAGUUAGCGGUUCUAUGUAUGCUGGGCUGUGGGUCUCUUAGUCGCUAACCAAUCAGGAACAUUUACUUUGCAUGCAUACAAUUUACAACAAACACUCAACGUUUUCCAUCUUUGAAUCUGGAGAAGGGUCUUUAUUUUGUGUUCCACUUGAGGUCCAAGAGACCAGACAAAUGAAAGUAAUUCACAUGAUAAGACGAAUAGGUGCAAAAUAGCAUGCAAUAGAAUUUAGAAACAGACUGUCACCGUAAAGAAGAGGGAGACAUUUAUUUUUUAUUUUUUUUACAAACGUUUACAAGUUUGACUGAUUAUGUUGUAAGACAUGCAAAGAAAUGUCCAUAUUUAACAUGGAUAUGAAUGAAAUAAGUAACACCAUCAUUGUGAUCAUUCACAUGUCAUUAAAAUCUGGUUUAAUCACAA
Molecule: messenger RNA, 911 nt
Organism: Pelobates fuscus (common spadefoot toad)
Lineage: Eukaryota; Metazoa; Chordata; Amphibia; Anura; Pelobatidae
Product: parathyroid hormone 4-like
Exons: 3
Coding region: 79-426 (115 amino acids)
Biological process (GO): bone mineralization
Cellular component (GO): extracellular region
Molecular function (GO): hormone activity
Source: RefSeq, a predicted model, not a curated record